This is a messenger RNA of Bipolaris victoriae FI3, 1884 nucleotides long. RefSeq lists its product as hypothetical. Gene Ontology annotation, biological process: DNA-templated transcription. The annotation marks the transcript as partial. Gene Ontology annotation, molecular function: zinc ion binding; DNA binding. The transcript has 4 exons. Gene Ontology annotation, cellular component: nucleus. NCBI's taxonomy places the organism in Eukaryota, Fungi, Ascomycota, Dothideomycetes, Pleosporales, Pleosporaceae. The record is from RefSeq and is a predicted model, not a curated record.
CAAUCUUACAGAGCAAGUUCGUCCAGCAACACCCAAGGCAUCAAGAGAAGUGCCCCGGAUUCCGCAAAGUCGCAUUUUGUCAAACAAAACAGCGAGCAUGAGGUACUUGAGGAUGGGCUGAAGGUGUGGGGGUACAUGCCAGGUCAUGUUCAUUACAAGGUUCAGAGUAAUGAAGACAAUAGCUCGCCUAAGCAUUCUCCAGCACAAAUCAUAGCAAGCGACGCUGUGCAGAAGGUGCUACAUGCUGUUCCUCCGAGAUCCAUAACUGACGCCAUUGUCAACCACUUCUUGAACACGGUAAAUUACCGCUACAGUGCAAUAUACGGGCCAUCGUUGGCGGAACAAUAUGUUCAGUGGUGGGCCGAUCGCAGUGCCGCCAAACAGCUUUCCCCAGAGUUCACAUGCCUGCUCUUACGGAUAUGUGCAUACUCUGUACAAUAUCUGACACCGUCGCUUCGCAAGAUGAUUGAGUUCGAGCUGGCAUGCACUUCACAAACGCUCACUGAACGUUUCUCGGCCGCGGCAGAGGAACUUAGCCGGAGCUUUGAAGCAUCGAGGACAAGUAUUGAGCGGGUAGAGGAGCAGUUCCUGAAGUGCGCCUGGCUAAAAUCGGAAUCGAAGAUUGUCGAAUCGUGGCAUACUCUUUCACGUACUAUUCGGGAGGCGCAAGAAUUGGGUAUCGAUAGGGAUGCGGGUAUUGAUGACUUGUCGGAGUUUGAUAUAGAAAUUAGAAGGCGAAUCUGGACUCUUCUUUACAUAUGGGAUUGGCAGAUGUCAGCGUGGUUAGGUCGACCAAACCUCAUCAACCAAAAGAAUCUUUCUUUCAAAUUUCCCAACCUGCGGCUCGACCAAUCGAACACAGAACCGAAUAUUCUUUCACCUUUCGCACACAUGGCUCUGCAAGCACACCUGGGGCGAAGAGUGGCAACUGUGAUGGGUGACGCAACGUCCAAAGAUGAUCUUUCUGCUGAGAAGGUCUUGGAGAUUGAAGACGAGUGUCAUAAGUUCAUCGACGAACUGCCCGCGAUUUUUCGUGUUGAGAACCCUGAUACCUCGUUCGACAAGGCACAUCCAUACUUUGUGUUCCAACGACACCAACUACACUGCGUCAUCUUUUUGACAAUGCUCGAUUUCUUCAAGACAUAUCUGACGCGCGAGCGAGAAGACAAGCUCAGCGACCAGGACGACGAGUUUCGAAAGAAGGGGAUCGAGAUUGCGCUCCGUCUGCUUGAGGUUGCGCGCAAGCUGUUUGAUCAUGAGUUUCCGAUUAACGCGAAAUUCCAUACGGUCGUUUUCUGCAUUUUCGAUACUGCGACCUUACUUUGUUCUGCCAUUAUCCAUGACCACGAACAUAUGCUACCUCAUCGCGAUGAGGUCAUGGACGUUAUUGAUAGUUCGCUCGAUAGGUUGUAUCAGCUCAGCUUGUCCACGAAACUAGGCGCAACUUCGUACAACUUUCUCUUCAAACUCGUGCAGGCAACGCCUUCGCUUCGGCGGCACUUGCCUAUCGACAAGCGACAGAAGCAAGAUGGUAUCCCUGUGCCCAAGAGAUCACCGCCGGCUCACGAGCCGGCGCCGGUGGCCAUGACGCGUCCACCAGGGUUGCCAUUACCGUAUCGGCCACCUCCAAUUUCGGACGCAAUUGCCCAGUCUUCGGUUCCUGCAACCGGGUCCCUCACAACGAUGCCCAUCUCGGAUGCCCUUUCAUUCGACAUUGAUCAAUUCCUAGCGCAAAAUCCGUUCGGCAGCGUCGGUGAUCCUAAUGCCGUUGAUAUAGGUGGUAUGGAGCAGAUAUGGGCUUGGCAUGAUUUGCAUCUCAAUGCAUAUGCACACAACGGAGCACACGGUACUUCGGACACGACUGGGCAGGGUCCUCAAGACUAA